GCCGGCCGCGCCAUCGCGGGGGCCCCGCGGGGCGGCGCCGGGGAGCGCCCGGCCCGACAUGGCGGCGCGCGGCAGGUAGCGGGGGCGCGCGACCCGGCCCGGCCCGGCCCCGGCCCCGCCAUGCACUUCUCCAUCCCCGAGACCGAGACCCGCGCUGGCGACGGUGGCGCCGCCUACGUGGCCUACAACAUCCACGUGAACGGGGUGUUGCACUGCCGAGUGCGUUACAGCCAACUCCUGGGGCUGCACGAGCAGUUAAGGAAAGAGUAUGGCGCUAAUGUGGUGCCAGCCUUUCCCCCAAAGAAGAUCUUCACACUCACCCCGGCAGAGGUAGAACAACGACGGGAACAGCUGGAGAAGUACAUGCAGGCUGUGCGGCAGGACCCGACGCUGGGAGGCAGCGAGACCUUCAACAGCUUCCUGCGCAAGGCCCAGCAGGAGACACAGCAGAUACCCACAGAGGAGGUGGUGCUGGAAGUGCUGCUCUCCAAUGGCCAGAAGGUCAAGGUCACCAUCCUGACCUCGGACCAGACGGAGGAUGUCCUUGAGGCGGUGGCUUCCAAGCUGGAUCUGCCAGAUGACCUGGUCGGCUACUUCAGCCUCUUCCUAGUGAGAGAGACCAAGGAUGGAGCUUUAUCCUUCGUGCGGAAGCUGCAGGAGUUUGAGCUGCCAUAUGUGUCUGUCACCAGCCUGCACAACUCCGAGUUCAGGAUCAUCCUGCGCAAGAGCUACUGGGACUCCUCCUAUGACGAUGACGUAAUGGAGCAUCGUGUUGGGCUGAACUUGCUGUAUGCACAGACGGUGUCGGACAUCGAGCAUGGAUGGAUCCUUGUCAACAAGGAACAGCACCGGCAGUUGAAGUCCCUGCAGGAAAAAGUCUCCAAGAAGGAGUUCAUCCGCCUGGCGCAGACCCUGAAGUACUACGGCUAUCUCAAGUUCGACCCUUGCAUCACUGACUUCCCCGAGAAGGGAUGCCACGUCGUUGUCAGUGCUGGCAACAACGAGCUCAACUUCCAGGUGCGGCUGCCGAACGAGCAGAUCAAGGAAGGCAGUUUCAAGGUCACGCGCAUGCGGUGCUGGCGGGUCACGUCCUCGGUGCCGAUGAGCAACGGUCCCUCAGGGAGCAGCCCAGGGAAGUCUGAGGUGAAGCUGGAGUUGGCUUUCGAGUAUCUAAUGAGCAAGGACCGGCUGCAGUGGGUGACCAUCACCAGUCCACAGGCCAUCAUGCUGAGCAUCUGCCUGCAGUCCAUGGUGGAUGAGCUGAUGGUGAAAAAGUCUGGAGGAAGCAUCCGCAAGAUGUUUCGCCGGCGGGUGAAUGGGGCCCUGCGGCGCUCGGACAGCCAGCAAGCUGUGAAAUCACCCCCGCUGCUGGACUCGCCCGAUGCCUCCCGGGAGCCGAUGGCCAAACUCUCGAGCAAGCUCACUUCUGUCAGCCUGCGAGGGAUCAGCCACUCCAGCUCUGCUAACGAUGUGGGCGCUAACGACUUCCAUGGCAAUUACGCCUUUGAGGGCAUUGGUGAUGAAGAUCUGUAGUGCCCCACGUGCUAGGACAGAACUGGCACGAGGGCCUUCGCUGAGGAAUGUACGACCUGCAGACAGGUUGCAAUCAACGUGCCUCUCACCUGCUACAUCCACCUUCCCCUGCUCCCCCAGGGCUGGGGAGCUCACCCCAGCCCACCGUUGCCUUCAGGGUGGGGGCAGCUGAACUCCUCCUGCUGCUGGCUCCAGCUGGGAGAGGGCUUAUUCCCAGGGCGGCACCAGUCCAGCCUGAGCAGCAUGCCCAGGCUGAGCAGCGUCGUGGACCCUGGCUCAGCGUGGGGGGGCAGAGCUGCUCCCUCCCCAGCCGGGAGGGCCUGGCCUGAGCACCCAGCUGUGCAGGAGAGCAGCUGCCCCAGGUGGCUGGGGCAGUGGCUUGGCCGCAGCGAGCAGCCCUCGUGAGGCUCCAUAAUGCCAAAUUAGCAUUUAGGUUUCUGCUCAGAGACAGACUGCAGUAAACUGUCUCCAGGGGGCUCUGCGCAGAGCCCCCUCUCUAACCCACUCAUAGACUCCUGCGUAAUCUAGGCUUGUAACCACGUAUCUCCUGCUGCUGAGACCAACCAGAGCAUUAAUGGACAGUAACCGAUGUUUACACGUUGCAAUGAUGAUUAAAAUGGAUCCUGAUUGGUA
Molecule: messenger RNA, 2166 nt
Organism: Phalacrocorax carbo (great cormorant)
Lineage: Eukaryota; Metazoa; Chordata; Aves; Suliformes; Phalacrocoracidae
Source: RefSeq, a predicted model, not a curated record